Messenger RNA from Klebsormidium nitens, 2222 nucleotides. The record is from the annotation of a GenBank genome assembly. Lineage: Eukaryota; Viridiplantae; Streptophyta; Klebsormidiophyceae; Klebsormidiales; Klebsormidiaceae.
CAUGGAGAGCAUGCACUUCAGAGUCCAAGCACGGUUCAUUGAUUUGAGAAGAGCGCCUCGCAGCAGAAGACAUUGGCAUUGGCAGUACGCGGAACCACCAUUUGAAUAACGCCAUAAGGCAGCGGUCCACAGGCAUUGCCUGAGAUCUAAAAGGUUGACUGAGCAAGUGCAGUGGUUGAUGGCGGCAUCUUCGGCCUGCUUUGCCGCGGGCGUCCAUUUGGGGCCCCUCAAAGGACUUCAAUGUCGGCAAAAUGCUGAUGCUGUUGCUGGCCCUCGAGAGGCUACUGCCCUGCCCUCGUGCUUUCUGGGGCAGAGGAUAGACACGAGGGCCUUCAAUGCAGAACCGAGUCUUAGGCAAAAUGUGGGUAAGGUGCAAAGACGAGCGGGGGUGGUCAGGGCUGGGAAGACUAAGAAGAGCCGGGAGGACAGGGACCCUAACUACCCCUGGCCUGAGGAGGUUAGCAAGGCGCAGGGGUUCCUGUCGUUCUUGUCAAAGUUCAAAGACUCGGAUCCUGAUCGCAAGAUCUUAAAGCUGCCCUUUGAGAAGGAGCUGGAUGAGAUGGAGAAGAGUUAUCUGGAGAUCAACGAGAUGGCCAGGAGGACGGGGGAGAUUGCAGAUUUCCAAGCGGUACUGCGAACAAUGGAGGAGAAAAUGCACAAGCUGCGGGUGAAGAUCUACUCCAACUUGUCGCCGGUGCAGCGGUUGAGCGUCGCACGGCAUCCAAACCGGCCGACGUUCCUGGACCAUGUUUUGAACAUCACUGACAAGUGGGUUGAGUUGCACGGCGACCGGGGGGGCUACGACGACCCUGCGCUGGUGUGCGGUAUUGGGGAGAUCGACGGCAUGUCCUUUAUGCUUAUGGGGCAUCAGAAGGGGCGCAACACCAAGGAGAAUAUUGCGCGUAACUUCGGCAUGCCGACGCCGAACGGGUACCGAAAAGCGCUGCGGUUGAUGCGGCACGCGGAGCACCACGGCUUCCCCAUCCUUACGUUCAUUGACACCCCAGGGGCGUAUGCGGGCGUCUCUGCGGAGGAGCUGGGUCAGGGGGAGGCGAUUGCGCACAACUUGCGGGACAUGUUUGGUCUGACGGUGCCGAUCGUGACGACGGUCAUUGGAGAGGGGGGUUCUGGGGGCGCGCUCGCGAUCGGGUGCUGCGACCGCAUGGUCAUGAUGGAGAACGCCGUCUACUACGUGGCGUCGCCCGAGGCGUGCGCGGCAAUUCUGUGGAAGACGGCCAAGGCGGCACCCAAGGCGACGGAGGCGCUUAAGAUCACAGGCUAUGAGUUGCAAGACCUGAACGUGGUGGAUGAGGUUAUCCGGGAGCCGAUCGGGGGCGCUCACGCGGACCCCUACCAGGCGUCCAUGAACGUCAAGGAAGUCAUCAUGCGCCACGUCAAGGAGCUCCUGACGUACGACGUGGCCACGUUGGAGUCGAAGCGGCUGAAAAAGUUCCGGUACAUGGGCGCCGUGAACCCGGAGGGGGGCGCAAACAACGCGCGCUGGCACCGCAACAUGAAGCCGCGGGAGGCCCCCUCCAUGGCGGACAAAGUGCCCCCCCUCGAGGAAGUGCCGUUGAUCCUGGCAAACAAGAUGCAAGAAAACGGGCGCGCGGCGCACUCGCCUACACCUGCGGAGGAGGUCGAGUUAACCUCUGCACGGAGUUAGGGUUUGAUUGUAGCGCAACCUUACUAGAGCGACGGGCUGGAUGCAAUGUAAUCAGUUCCUGCUUGGAGAUUGGGGUCGUCAAGCUUUCCAGGGUUGAGGUUGGGUCAAGUAAGGACCUUGACUCGAAUCCCGGAGGUUUAACGUGUGGUCUCGAAGUGGGGGGAUCUUCUCUGCGGGGAUGGUUCUGGCAUCGGGACUCUCGUUCGUGUCAUGGCGGACAGGGUGUCUGCAGAACGGGGUCGAGCUUUUGAAUUCGGACAACGCACUUGACCACGGUCGGUUAGUGCUCUUAUCAGCGGAUUAGGCCAGGAGGUAUUGGAUCUCGGCCAAAAGGGUCGGGCUCCAAAGCGCUCAGCUGAGGCGUGUGCGGCUUUUGAAGAUUUGUACAUUUGCGUGCUCUUGUUUCACGUAAGACCAUCGGGUUGUUUAGGCUGUCCUAUAAGCGAGGGUGAAGGAACUAGUCAAGAUUGUCAGCCAAUGCAUCUUGAAACUACAAGGGAGAAGAGGGCCAGCUGAUUGUCGGCCCUAGCACGUCAUUCUCUUCCCGAUGUCGGAU